This is a messenger RNA of Desarmillaria tabescens, 318 nucleotides long. RefSeq lists its product as uncharacterized. The transcript has a single exon. The record is from RefSeq and is a predicted model, not a curated record. NCBI's taxonomy places the organism in Eukaryota, Fungi, Basidiomycota, Agaricomycetes, Agaricales, Physalacriaceae. The coding region runs from base 1 to 318 and encodes 105 amino acids.
AUGGCUUGCUGCCUUGCUCAUUGCAGCAUCCUGACCUUGUCUCCACCUCCUGCUCAGCCUCUCCUGCCCUCCUACAUCUUCCCUGCAUGCCCUUCUCUCCCCAGCAGUCCUGCCCAAGAUUCUAACAAGGCCAUGCAGCAUAUUUUAACCAACCCCGCAUCUUUCAUCAUCGUCAACAUCAUCAUGCUCAUUACAUUGUCCCCAUGGAUGCAUUCCAUGGUUCCUCCCACUGUUAGAUGGCUAUUGAUAGCAGAUCUGCAGGGAUAUUCAAAGUCUCUGGUAUACAAGAGGGCUGUGCACAACAGCAAUUGGAUUUGA